Molecule: messenger RNA, 3183 nt
Organism: Rattus rattus (black rat)
Lineage: Eukaryota; Metazoa; Chordata; Mammalia; Rodentia; Muridae
Gene: Dusp15
Product: dual specificity phosphatase 15
Exons: 7
Coding region: 281-991 (236 amino acids)
Biological process (GO): protein dephosphorylation; regulation of cell population proliferation; transforming growth factor beta receptor signaling pathway
Cellular component (GO): cytosol
Molecular function (GO): protein tyrosine/serine/threonine phosphatase activity
Source: RefSeq, a predicted model, not a curated record
CACGGCCCACGGGGGAGGGGGGCCCACAUGACCGAGAGGGUAGGAGGAGCCGGCGGCGGCGGCGGCGGUGGCGGCGGCAGCGGCUCCAUCACUUCCCUCCGGGGCCGGGGGUCAGCGGGCAGCGGUGGCGACUGGACAGGGCUAAGCAAGGUCGCGGACGCUCGGCCCCUGGUUCUCCAUCAGACUGCAGGCUCCGGGCCUGGGCCAGUAGGGCAGCUGUGAACCUAGCGCUUUCCAGGCGCUGAGCUGGGGGUGCGCCCCGCCACCCUGCUUCAGGAUCAUGGGAAAUGGCAUGACCAAGGUACUUCCUGGACUCUACCUUGGAAACUUCAUUGAUGCCAAAGACCCGGAUCAGCUGGGCCGGAAUAAGAUCACGCACAUCGUCUCUAUCCACGAAUCACCUCAGCCUCUAUUGCAGGAUAUCACCUACCUUCGAAUCUCAGUGUCUGACACUCCUGAGGUACCCAUCAAAAAGCACUUCAAAGAAUGUGUCCACUUUAUCCACUCUUGUCGUCUCAACGGGGGGAACUGCCUUGUGCACUGCUUUGCAGGUAUAUCUCGAAGUACCACCAUAGUGAUCGCCUAUGUGAUGACGGUGACCGGACUUGGCUGGCAGGAAGUACUUGAAGCCAUCAAGGGCUCCCGGCCCAUCGCCAACCCAAACCCAGGCUUUAGGCAGCAACUUGAGGAGUUUGGCUGGGCAAACUCCCAAAAGCUUCGCCGGCAGCUGGAGGAGCGCUUCGGGGAGAUCCCGUUCCGCGACGAGGAGGACUUGCGCACGCUGCUGCCUCUCUGCAGGCGCUGCCGCCAGGGUCCGGGGACUUCGGCCCCGUCAGCCACCACAGCGUCUUCGGCCGCUUCCGAGGGGACCCUGCAGCGCCUGGUGCCGCGAUCGCCGCGGGAAUCACACCGGCCGCUGCCGCUGCUGGCGCGGGUCAAGCAGACUUUCUUCUGCCUCCCGCGGUGCCUGUCGCGCAAGGGCGGCAAGUGAGCGCCGUAUCCGCCGCUCCGCCCGUCCUGACGCUGCAGCCUUCGCGGGCGGCCGGGCUUCCCGCAGCUGGGACGCACCCAGAGCUCUGGGAGCCUCGCCCCCGCCCCGUACCCACCACGCUUGUCUGCGUCCGUCCUCAGUGUCCGCUCUGUGAGUCUGUGUUCGGCCGGCCUGCUGCAAGCCACUUGGUGCCUUAGACUCGGGAGAAGGAUCCUGGGCCUCCGCCCUGACAGGCGAAAGCGGGGAGCAGGAGGGAGGAUCGGGUGGGACAGACCGGCCUGGAGGAGAUUAAAGAGACGCAGAAGUUGCCUGGCCCGGUGCCUCUGUCAUUCCGCAGAGCUUGGGCUCCAGGGCCUGCAGGAGCAGAGCAGGAACAACUUCCAGAGGCCCGGGAAGCACCAUUCUCCACCAGUCUCCAGAGCUGAAAUCCAAGACCACGCCCUUCUUUGACACCAGCCCACGCCCCCUCCAUCUCUCAGGGGCCUGGACUUCUGACACCGCCCUUGUGCCCCUUUUCUCCCGACCCUUCACCUCUCCGAAGCCCCUUCUUUUUCUCUAAUUCUCCUUCCCUCUCUGCACAAAUAACUGGUCAGUGUGGUCCAAUUGGUGGCGUGGCCUUCAUGUCACCGUUCACUGUCUGAGGUGGCUUUAUCCUCAGGGAGAACACCCAGGCUCAGAGAGGUCAGGCAGCUGGCCCAAGCACACACAGCAAGGGCAGAUCAUUCCCAGUUGUGACAACAGGGAGGAUGUUCCUGGAGAGAAAGACCCAGCAGGAUGCAGGGGUGGUGGGACUUUUUUUUUUUUUUUUUUUUUUUAAGGUAACCAAGCCAAUAAAACAGUAACCCUAUGGGCAAACAGAGGAAUGGAGGAAUGGGUGUCAUCAGAGCUGACGACAUGAAAGAGCCCAAGUAGACUCUUGGGACUUCGUAGCUGAUGGGGAGGCAGAGGUCUCAGCACCGAGCUGAGCGAAUGGUGAAAUGAGGGACACCAACCUCCAAUUCCUCAUUUACUCAAGUGUUCAAGCCGUGAGCCAGGUACUGUGCCGGGCCCUGGGGCUACCACAGUGAGCAAAGAGCUGCCUGUACGCUGCUGACAUUCUAGUGGAAAACACCAGAUAAAACAGGGGGUAAGGGAGUGGGACCGUCUUGCAUCUGGCUGGGGGUGGGGUGGGGGAGCAGUACAAAGGCCCUGAGUUAGGACAGUGUGUAGCAGGCCUGCAUCCUCCUCCUGAUUGGUUGGUGGCACUGCCGCCUGGCCACUGUUUCCUAACCCUCAGCCACUUAACGAGCCCCUUUGGUGUAAUGAUCCAGAUGCUUCCCUAGCCGAGUAUCACCAAUACACCUUAUCGUAACAGUGAGGGCUCCCUCCUAAGGACCCUGUCACUGUGCUAAACACUGCAGCUCAGCCCAUCCUCUUCCCACCCUCCCUAACAGUGCCCCAGGUUAUAAGCAGAAGACAGGACUCGGAUGUGAGCUCAGACUCCAAUAUGACUGCAGGGUCCACUCUUCAUUAUGAUCUAGAAAUACGAAAGGCUCCUCUGACACAGGGGAGCCGACUGAUUAGAAGGAUAGAACACCUCACAUUGGCUUCUAAAACUGCAGCCCCAGUUAGAGUGUAGAUGGGAAAAUGUCUACUGACUUUUAUUCCUAGUCACCGUUCCCUAAACAAUGUAUCAGGCACCUGACAUUUGCUUCAGAUUGGAAGUAUUUUUAGAAAAGGGUUCAAAGUACAUAGGCGUAUUCUUGCCGGUUCUGUGUAAUUAGUCCACCACUUGGUUUAAAGGAUUUGCCAUGCAUUUCAACAUUCAGUGGGGUCCUGGAUCCAGCCCAACAUAAAUGGACAACUAAUUAUUACUCUUGUUAAUCACAUGAAAUACCUUGUGCCCAUCCCCCACCCCCUAGUUCACAGGUCUGAGUGACCCUGACUGCAUGAAUACCCUGGGACAGCUGCUGAUGUAUGGGACCAAGAGGAGGAGGAAUAAGAAUGCCCUCCCACAGAUGCUUGUGAAGGGAAGACCUGACUCCCCACAUCUCUCCAUGCUGGCUUGAACAGCCACUGCACUAGGGGAUUUUUUUUUUUCCUUUCAGAGCCUCAGUUCCACCCCAUAUACAGCAAGGUCGGGGCAGCCUGAACUACUCAGCAUAUUUCAUAAUGCAAAUAUUUCUUCAUAAUAAAAAAACACAGACCCUAAA